Molecule: messenger RNA, 883 nt
Organism: Ylistrum balloti
Lineage: Eukaryota; Metazoa; Mollusca; Bivalvia; Pectinida; Pectinidae
Product: retinal homeobox protein Rx1-like
Exons: 5
Coding region: 89-781 (230 amino acids)
Biological process (GO): regulation of transcription by RNA polymerase II
Molecular function (GO): RNA polymerase II transcription regulatory region sequence-specific DNA binding; DNA-binding transcription factor activity, RNA polymerase II-specific
Source: RefSeq, a predicted model, not a curated record
UUACAUCGUUCUUUUUCGUCGAUAGUUUGUGAAUUUUGACGGAUUGUUUUGUUAUUUAGACGAUAAGAGUUAUCGGAGGCAGAACAACAUGAAGGUAGAACUCGACGGCCAGGAAAGCUCAGCUGUAAGAAGUUUACAGAGACUUCACGCCAUGGUUCUAAAGAAGAACGACAUGUCAGAAGACAUUGCUAGUUCAUUGGUCACCUCGAACAAGGGCCGCAAACCUCGACACAGAACCACGUUUUCACCUUUCCAACUGAAGGAGAUGGAAAAGGCAUUCCGCCGUGCCCCUUACCCGGAUGUAGUUACCAGAGAAGAUUUGGCACGAAAACUGACCUUAAAUGAAUCCAGAGUGCAGAUCUGGUUUCAAAACAGACGCGCCAAAUGGAGGAAAGGGGUAGCACCAAAAGUUGACCUUUGCCCUGAGGAUGAAUACUCCGCCACGAAGACCGAACCCGUUACUCAGUUGCAAUCAGCCCCAUCGACAGAGGUUGCUCCUAAUAAGGAGGGAACGUGGCAGCCAUGGUCUCUCAUUACCGGGGACUACUCGUAUUAUCAACCAUCAUGGUUGGGACCAGUUGCUGAGCAGUCUCAAACAUCUUAUUUGUCCCACCACCAGGCGGCACCACUGACUGGUCAUGUGGAGCACAUGUCAUUUCCGACGCCGAUUAAUCUCGUCCAAAGGGAGAUGAUGUCACGCGAUGCACAGUUUAUGAACAAAUACGUAUUUGGAAAACCUAACAAAGAGUCGGGAAACACUCGAGUGAAAAUGUUUAAUUAAUAUUUAACAACUGCAUUAUAGUAUAUAUUUAUUUAAUACCAUUAUUCGCUCGGUACAAAGUUUGCUAUUGACGUAAUAAUAAAGUAAUAUAGUUAUCCACUA